Uranotaenia lowii is the source of this 1789-nucleotide messenger RNA. Its product is annotated as 3,4-dihydroxyphenylacetaldehyde synthase-like. The transcript has 4 exons. Gene Ontology annotation, biological process: amino acid metabolic process; catecholamine metabolic process. NCBI's taxonomy places the organism in Eukaryota, Metazoa, Arthropoda, Insecta, Diptera, Culicidae. The coding region runs from base 90 to 1718 and encodes 542 amino acids. Gene Ontology annotation, molecular function: aromatic-L-amino-acid decarboxylase activity; pyridoxal phosphate binding. The record is from RefSeq and is a predicted model, not a curated record.
CUAGAGCUUUCGGUGCAGUUAUCAUUCCGAGUCAUUGAAGGUUGUUGGGUAGCAUACAGCAAAAGAAAAAAACAAACGAGUGGUUCAAGAUGGCCAAUAUGGAUGUGAAUGAAUUUCGGGAAUUUGGAAAAGCGGCCAUCGAUUUUAUUGCAGACUACUUCGAGACGAUCCGGGAAAGAGACGUCCUACCAUCGGUGGAACCGGGCUACCUGCACGAUCUGCUCCCAUCGGAUAUGCCGGAACGGGGCGAAGACUGGAAGGCCUCAAUGGAGAAGUUCCAAAAAUUUAUCCUCCCUGGCAUCACACACUGGCAAUCGCCAAACUUCCAUGCGUUCUACCCGUCCCGCACUUCCUACACAUCGAUGGUUGGCGAAACACUUGCCGCCGGACUGAGCGUCAUUGGGAUAAGUUGGACCAGCAGUCCGGCUUGCACCGAAUUGGAGGUGAUAGUGAUGAACUGGGUUGGUCAACUGUUGAAUCUUCCGAAGUGCUUUCUAAGUUCUGACGAUGGACCUGGCGGCGGAAUCAUCCAGGGUUCGGCGAGUGAGUCAAUCUUCAUUGCUGUGAUAGUAGCACGGGAACAGGCGGUUCGGAGACUGGUGCCUUUGCACCCGGAACUAACUGAGGCCGAAAUCCGAGGACGCCUGGUAUGCUACACAAGUGACCAGAGCAAUAGCUGUGUAGAAAAAUCUGGCAUAAUGGGGGCAAUCAAGAUGCGAUUGUUGGCCUCGGACGAGAACGGAGUUCUACGCGGGAAAACUCUGAAAGAAGCUGUUGAACAAGAUAAGUCGGAAGGAUUAUUUCCGGUUAUAUUAGUAGCUACGUUGGGCACAACUGGUACCUGUGCAUUCGAUAAUCUGGAGGAAAUUGGACCAAUCUGUUCCGAGAAUGAUAUCUGGUUACAUGUUGAUGCAGCAUAUGCCGGUUCUGCUUUUGCUCUGGAGGAAUACGCUUGGACCAUGAAGGGACUCGAGGCUGCUGAUUCGCUCAAUUUCAAUCUUCAUAAAUGGUUUUUCAUCAAUUUCGACAGCUGUGGCAUGUGGUUCAAGGAUUCGGAUAAACUGACUGAGGUUUUGUGCGUAGAUCGCAUCUACCUGCAGCAUAAAUAUCAGGGUCAAAGUAAGGCACCCGAUUUCCGCCACUGGCAGAUUCCACUGGGAAGACGAUUCCGAGCGUUGAAGAUUUGGCUUACGCUCAAUAUGAUGGGGGCAGAGAAGAUCCGUUCGAUCCUACGUUUUCACAUAAGUUUGGCAAAUAAGUUCGAGGACCUCGUGCGAGCUGAUGAAAGAUUUGAAGUUAUGUCCUCCAUGUUAGGAUUAGUUUGUUUCCGUUUCAAGGGUGAAGAUGCGUUGUCAAAGCAACUUCUGACAAAUAUAACGAAGCGCAAGAAGAUCUACAUGAUUCCGGCAACUUAUCGAGGCAAAUAUGUCAUACGUUUCACGAUUGCCGGUAUGGAUCCUCAAGCAGAAGAUGUGGAUUUCGCAUGGGCGGAGAUCAGAUCCCAGGCCAAUUUGUUGGUACCGAGGUUGAGCAAUGAUCAUUCAGUUAAAGAUCAGUCGGUCAAAGACCUCUCAGUAAAAGAUCUCUCAAUCAAUGGUCAUUCAGUCCAUGGUCAGGCAAUAAAUGGGCAUUCAAUGAAUGGGAACGUAACUAAUAGCCAUUCAAUCAAUGGUCACUCAGAAAAUGGGGAUUCAAUCAAUGGCCACAUCAGUUCAUAAGAGAUUUAUCAAUAAAUUUUUGUUAUUUUGUGAUUUUUAACAUGAAUAAAUAAAUUUUGUAUAAAAGUGUA